AUGGCGCCAUUGAUGCAUGAAGAUCCGUCGAUAGAAGGCGUUAUCGCCGGCAUUGGCAGUCAUCAUGAGAGUGCGGUCCAGACGGUGUCUAGCCGGAAGAAGAUUGUCAUUGUUGGGCUUGGAAUGGUGGCUAUUUCAUUUAUUGAGAAAAUCAUGAAAUGGGACGCCGAGCAACGACAAUACGAUAUCGUGGUCAUUGGCGAAGAACAACAUCUUGCAUAUAACCGAGUCGGAUUAUCGACUUUUUUCGAACAUCGGAAAAUUGAAGACUUAUAUUUAAACUCACAAGAAUGGUACUCUUCCUUCACGGAUGGAUCAUUUAACUAUCACUUAAACACACUCGUCACGGAAAUCGACGCAACAAAGAAACAAGUACAGACAUCAGCCGGAAACUGGAUAUCCUACGAUCUGCUCAUCCUCGCAACCGGUUCCGAUGCCGUGCUUCCCGAAUCCACACCUGGCUACGACGCCAAGGGUAUUUUCGUGUAUAGAACAAUCGACGAUUUGGAACGAUUAAUCGAAUUCGCAUCCCAUCACAAAGGCGAAACCGGUGUCACUGUUGGUGGUGGCUUACUUGGUCUUGAAGCGGCCAAGGCGAUGACCGAUCUAGAAGACUUUGGCAGUGUCAAGCUUGUCGAUAGGAACAAAUAUGUCCUUGCGCGACAACUAGAUGCUGAUGCUGGAUCACUCGUGACCGAGAAAAUCCGAGAGCUGGGCUUGGAUGUAAUGCAUCAGAAGAAAGUCGCACGCAUCGAAACAGAUGAGGAAAACAAUGUGACUGGUAUCACAUUUGAGGAUGGCGAGAAGAUCGACUGUUGCUGUAUCUGUUUUGCAAUUGGAGUCCGACCGCGUGAUGAGUUGGGUGCCAAAGCAGGCAUUGAAUGCGCUCCUCGAGGAGGAUUUGUCAUUAAUGAAAGCCUUGAAACAUCUGUAUCGGAUAUUUAUGCCAUUGGAGAGUGCGCCAGCUGGGAGAAUCAGACAUUCGGUAUCAUUGCUCCCGGUAUCGAAAUGGCAGAUGUACUUUCCUUCAACCUUACACACCGAGGUGAAGACCCAAAGAGGUUCCACCGCCCAGAUCUGAGCACCAAACUAAAGCUGCUCGGUGUCGAUGUGGCUAGUUUUGGCGACUUCUUCGCAGACAGGGAUGGACCCAAAUUUUUGCCUGGCCGACGAGCUUCAGCUGAACAUGUCAGACCUUUCGAAACGUCGGAGCAGCCAAAAAUCUCUACCAGUAAAGUCAAGGCGUUGACUUACAAAGAUCCAUUCGGCGCUGUCUAUAAGAAAUAUCUCUUCACCAUGGAUGGAAAGUACCUGCUGGGUGGUAUGAUGAUUGGUGACACCAAAGACUACAUCAAAUUGAACCAGAUGGUCAAGUCUCAGAAGGAGUUGGAUGUUCCUCCAAGCCAAUUUAUUCUGGGUUCACAGAGUGGCGGGGAAGAGAAUGCCGACGAUCUGCCCGAUGACACUCAGAUUUGCUCUUGCCACAACGUCACCAAAGGUGAUGUGGUGGAGAGCGUAAAGAAUGGCACUUGCUCAACAAUCGCACAAAUCAAAUCCUGCACCAAGGCUGGCACCGGAUGCGGAGGUUGUAUGCCCUUAGUUCAGUCUAUCUUCAAUAAAACCAUGCUUGAAAUGGGCCAAGAGGUUUCCAACCACUUGUGCUCCCACAUCCCAUAUUCCCGCGCAGACUUGUAUAAUAUCGUUGCCAUUAAGCAAUUGAAGACUUUCGAAGAUGUCAUGAAGGCAUGCGCAAAGAACCCGGAAUCUCUAGGCUGUGAACUUUGCAAACCAGCCAUUGGCUCAAUCCUGUCCAGUCUCUACAACCCUCACCUUAUGGACAAGCCAGUUCACGAGCUUCAAGACACCAACGAUAGGUUCUUAGCCAACAUUCAGCGCAACGGAACAUUUUCCGUUGUACCCCGUGUUUCUGGUGGUGAAAUCACACCCGAGAAACUUAUUACUAUCGGCCAAGUCGCAAAGAAAUACAACCUUUACUGUAAGAUUACUGGUGGUCAGCGAAUUGACAUGUUUGGUGCCAAGAAACAAGAUCUUCUUGCUAUCUGGACUGAAUUGGUGGAAGGUGGUAUGGAGAGUGGUCACGCUUACGCUAAAUCACUCCGAACAGUCAAGAGUUGUGUCGGAACUACUUGGUGCCGAUUCGGUGUUGGUGACAGUGUUGGUAUGGCUGUCCGUCUUGAGGAGCGGUACAAGAGUAUCCGAGGUCCUCACAAGUUCAAGGGUGGUGUCUCUGGUUGUGUCAGAGAGUGUGCUGAGGCACAAAGCAAAGACUUCGGUCUCAUUGCUACCGACAAAGGCUUCAACAUCUUCGUUGGUGGUAACGGAGGUGCCAAGCCAAGACACGCCGAACUCCUUGCCAAAGACGUACCUCCAGAGGAGGUAGUCCCGAUUCUCGACCGUUUCCUCAUCUUCUACAUCCGCACUGCCGACAAACUACAGCGUACCGCGCGAUGGGUGGAGAAUCUCCCGGGAGGUCUCAAGUAUCUACAAGAGGUUAUCUUGGAGGACAAGCUUGGCAUCUGCGCAGAUAUGGAGCGACAAAUGGAGGAGCUUGUUGGCAGCUUCUUCUGCGAAUGGACAGAAACCGUCAACAACCCCGAACGACGCAAGUACUUUGAACAAUUCGGCAACACCGAGGAAACCGUCGAGACGAUUGAAGUGAUUAAAGAACGUCACCAGAACAGACCUGCAUACUGGCCCAAGGAUGGCGCAAAUGAAGACUUCAAGGGCCAUCAAUGGUCCAGCCUGUCAUGGCAGCCAAUCAUCCAAGCCAGCCAUUUCACCAACACCAAGCCCGAAGUAUCAUCUACCAACGUCAAGCGGGGCGACACACAAUUGGCCAUCUUCAAGAUCAAGGGCAAAUACUACGCAACACAACAAAUGUGUCCUCACAAGCGCGCGUUUGUUCUUUCCGAUGGCCUGAUUGGUGACGACGACGCCGGUAAAUACUGGGUAUCCUGCCCUUACCACAAACGCAACUACGACUUGAACGGCGAGCAAGCCGGUCGCUGCUCAAAUGAUGAGAGUAUGAACAUUGCCACUUUCCCAGCUGAAGAGCGUGAGGAUGGCUGGGUAUACCUCAAGCUACCCCCUACUGAAGAAUUGGACUCUCUUCUUGGAACGGAGAAGUGGAAGAUCAAGAGCACUGAGUCCGAGGACCCUUUUGAGAAGGUUGAUAAGAUCUACAAGGGUACCAGGGGAAAGAAGAUUGGUGACGUCAAAGCUGCCGCGAAGGCGGUCUCUUGUGGAGGUGGUGCUAAUAACAUCGAUUGGUGA
Talaromyces marneffei is the source of this 3294-nucleotide messenger RNA. RefSeq lists its product as uncharacterized. The transcript is spliced from 8 exons. The record is from RefSeq and is a predicted model, not a curated record. Gene Ontology annotation, molecular function: nitrite reductase [NAD(P)H] activity; heme binding; 2 iron, 2 sulfur cluster binding. Bases 1 to 3294 code for a protein of 1097 amino acids. NCBI's taxonomy places the organism in Eukaryota, Fungi, Ascomycota, Eurotiomycetes, Eurotiales, Trichocomaceae.